GGCUUCUUUAACGUCUCGGGUUCGAUUCUCCAACUUCGUAAUCUGACGAAACGUUAUCUUCUUCCCAAAUUUCUGAUUCUCUGCGAUUUUCCCAAACUCAUCUUCUUCGAGUGACUUGUACAGAUUAGGGUUUUACUCGUUGCAUUUCUCGUUAUUGUUCGCUAUAUUGCUCCUUGAUUGUGGUCGAUGACCUCGCUACUUCUUCUCAGAACUCUUCCGCUCCUCCGCAACGGUUUUCUCAACCAUCGUCAUCAAGUUGGUAUCGUAGCUGGUGGAAUUCUCAGUCACCGUCGGCGUUUGUGGUGUUCUCUUGCUGAUAAACCACAGUUUUACGAGAAUGAUUCUACGGCGGAGGGAUCCGGCGCGGGGAUGAACACGACGUCGCCUGCUGUUGAUAAUAGCUGGCGUUUUGAAGAUCCUGAUUAUCGGAAGUGGAAGAAUCUAGAGGCUGAGAUUCUUCGUGAUAUUGAACCUAUUGCUCUUCUCGCUAAAGAAAUUCUUCAUUCUGAUAGGUAUUUGGAUGGAGAACGCUUAGAAUUUGAGGAUGAGAAAAUUGUCAUGGAAAAGCUUCUUGCUUAUCACCCCUACUCAAAAGAUAAAAUUGGUUGCGGUCUUGAUUUUAUAAUGGUUGAUCGGCAUCCUCAAUUCAGGCACUCAAGGUGCCUCUUUGUUGUGAGAACGGAUGGUGGAUGGAUAGAUUUCUCCUACCAGAAAUGUCUUCGAGCUUAUGUCCGAGAUAAGUAUCCGUCUCACGCUGAGAGGUUUAUUCGUGAACAUUUUAAGCGUGCUAGUAGCUAAAAAAUCUGUAUAAUUGUCCCACUCCUCAUCACUGCAAAUUCUCAUAUAAAUUUUGCUGAAAUCACACAAUCAGCUACGAUGCUUUGAUGUAGAAAAAUUAUACUGGCUCUAUCCAUUGAAGGAAGGCUUAAAUCUGUUACGAAAAUAUCAGAAGUAAAAAUAUUGUUUGUUCCUUCAAAGCCA
Arabidopsis lyrata subsp. lyrata is the source of this 981-nucleotide messenger RNA. RefSeq names its product protein DCL, chloroplastic. Gene Ontology annotation, cellular component: chloroplast. The coding region runs from base 187 to 798 and encodes 203 amino acids. The record is from RefSeq and is a predicted model, not a curated record. Lineage: Eukaryota; Viridiplantae; Streptophyta; Magnoliopsida; Brassicales; Brassicaceae. Gene Ontology annotation, biological process: chloroplast organization; chloroplast rRNA processing. The transcript is spliced from 3 exons.